Molecule: messenger RNA, 1109 nt
Organism: Ceratotherium simum simum (southern white rhinoceros)
Lineage: Eukaryota; Metazoa; Chordata; Mammalia; Perissodactyla; Rhinocerotidae
Source: RefSeq, a predicted model, not a curated record
AUGAUCCCAGCUUCCAACAAGGCCUUCGUGGUCAACAACCUGGUGUCAGGGACUGGCUACGACCUGUGCGUGCUGGCCAUGUGGGACGACACUGCCACGACGCUCACGGCCACCAACAUCGUGGGCUGUGCCCAGUUCUUCACCAAGGCCGACUACCCACAGUGCCAGUCGAUGCACAGCCAGCUCCUGGGCGGCACCAUGAUCCUGGUCAUCGGUGGCAUCAUCGUGGCAACGCUGCUGGUCUUCAUCGUCAUCCUCAUGGUGCGCUACAAGGUCUGCAAUCAAGAGGCCCCCGGCAAGAUGGCGGCCACCCCUGCGGUCAGCAACGUGCACUCGCAGACCAAUGGGGCCCAGCUGCCUGCUCUGGGCAGCACGCCCAGCGGGGCCCCCGUGCAGGGGCCGCCCAAGGUGGUGGUGCGCAACGAGCUGGUCCAGUUCAGUGCCAGCCUGGCCCGAGGCAGCGACUCCUCUUCCUCCAGCUCCCUGGGCAGCGGGGAGGCCGCGGGGCUGGGACAUGGCCCCUGGAGGCUCCCGCCCCCUGUCCCCCGCCCCAAGCCCAACCUUGACCGCCUGAUGGGGGCCUUUGCCUCCCUGGACCUCAAGAGUCAGAGAAAGGAAGAGCUGCUGGACUCCAGGACUCCAGGCGGGAGAGGGUCUGGGACAUCGGCCAGGGGCCACCACUCGGACCGAGAGCCACUGCUGGGGCCACCCACGGCCCGGGCCAGGAGCCUGCUCCCCUUGCCCCUGGAGGGCAAGGCCAAACGCAGCCACUCCUUUGACAUGGGGGACUUUGCGGCUGCAGCUGCGGCAGCGGAAGUGGUCGCCUCAGGUGGCUACAGCCCCCCUCGGAGGGUCUCGAACAUCUGGACAAAACGCAGCCUCUCUGUCAACGGCAUGCUCUUGCCCUUUGAGGAGAGUGACCUGGUGGGGGCCCGGGGGACUUUUGGCAGCUCCGAGUGGGUGAUGGAGAGCACGGUGUAGGCCUGGGGGUGGGUGUCCUCCCUCCCCACUUGCAGGGUGGAAGAAGGGGAAAGAAUCUUGAUGGGAGUCUUUGUGGAGUUUCCAUGGUGAUGUUUACAUCCAGGGCAGUUUCUUCUCUGUCAACGGCC